UGGAGUGAGUUUUGCCCGAGUCUCCAGCAAAGCUGGAAGCAGGCAGCAGCCACAUGGAGAUCUCCAGCUGCAGAGGGUGAGAAGAAGGCUGCGUUUUGCCCAUGCCUGGCUGGAAAGAGACUAUCAAGACGAAACCUGGAAUGGGGGGAUCCUAGGAGGCCAGAGGCCAGAUCAUUCCCCCCACCCCUACACACACACACCAAACAAAAACAAGGAGGCACUACAGAGCUCUCUUAGAUCACUAAGGAGGAGAGCAAAGAGGCUGAAGAUAUGCAGCUGACUCGGUGCUGUUUCAUAUUUCUUAUCCAGGGGAGCAUCUAUCUUCUGGUAAUCUGUGGCCAAGAUGAGGCAACAGAAGAGGAGGAAGAAGAAAAUGGAAAAUCUUCCAAAGCUCAACAAAGACCCCGAGUGCAAAAGAAAAAAGCCCAAGUCUCCUUAAAGUCUUCUGUGACCCCAUCUUACUUCCAGAACACAACUCUCUUAGAAUUGGCCUCCAGUAAUGCACCAGAAUUUUGGAAUAUCCUAGAUAGUCUGUCCAAGCAGGGAAAAGGCAAACAACCUCGUGGAAGAAGAGAUUCCCUCACCAACCCUAGUCAGUUCAAGAAAAUAUUUGGGUGGGGUGAUUUCUACUCCAACAUCAAGACAGUAAAACUCAACCUCUUAAUUACAGGCAAAGUGGUUGAUCAUGGGAAUGGCACAGUCAAUGUGUUCUUUCGGCAUAACUCCACUGGCCAUGGGAACAUCUCGGUCAGCUUGGUGCCACCAAACAAAGCAGUUGAGUUUGAUCUUGAGCAACAAAUCUUCAUAGAGGCAAAAGAAUCAAAGAUCUUCAACUGCCGAGUGGAGUCUGAGAAGGUGAGCAAAAUGAAGAAGACUACCCUGUGCACUUAUGACCCUUCUAAAACCUGCUUCCUGAACCACACACAGAGCCAGGUCUCCUGGGUUUGUUCCAAGCCAUUCAAAGUUAUCUGUAUCUACAUAACCUUCUACAGCAUAGAUUACAGACUUGUUCAAAAAGUGUGUCCUGACUACAACUACCACAACAAUGUUCCUUAUUACCCCUCUGGGUGAUGACAUACCUCUUUUGAAUUUAAAGCAACCCAUGUCUCAAAUGUCACUUCAUUGGGGAAGGAAAAUAGACUAUGAAAAGAUUGAACCAUGCUUCACCAACGCCAGGCAUACCAAUGCCAGGCAUCCGGCUUCUACUAAGAGACAUUGAGUUUGGAGAAGAAAUUGAGAGGACAUGAAUGGACAUAUCAUCCCUGGAACACUUUACCCUUUCAUGUAUACAUUUAGCCAAAAUAUUUCAGUGCUUAUGGUGGAAAGCCCAAACUGCACUUUCAUUUCAUCAUUGCUAUUUAACAAGUGAUGUAAUCCAUUAGGGGUACUACUGUUGAGGUUUGUACCUAUCAACAACCACAUUUGGGGGAAGCAAUCUGUAGGAGGUCAUGCAUCAAAAAUGCAUAAAACUCAAGCAGACAGUGGUCAUGGUCAGAGUCAAAAGUGGAAGAGGCCAUAUUUUGACGUGUCUUUUUCUUUUUGUUAUUGCUCUUUCUAGUUUCCCUUUGCUUCUUUCUCAGUAUCCCUGUGACUGAUGCUAAGAGAGAAUAUUCUUGCCUGAAAUCUGAACUUUGGAAUCAUUCAUAGAAUUUAGAUGAAAUUAGAUGCUUCUUGAUUAUGCCACAUUGUUCACCCAAACAUUAUUUUUUUUUUUAUGAAUGGCUGCUGUUUAACACUUUUUCCAGUAACAGCCCCCAUGGAUCACAUGGAAGAUAUCAGGGUUCCAGAUGGGAGAGAUCCAGUGGAACCUUGGUAGAAAUAAACUUUUUUUUUUAUCCCAUCCGCUUCCUUGCCUGAGCAUUUCACCAUGUCAUCCAUCCCCUUGCAUUUUAUCCAGUUUAAUAUCACUAAGUUUAAUUUUAACUCACUAAAAAUUAACAGCCAAUAAGAGGAGCUGGAUAAAAAAAGACUUGGAAGGCUGUAUUGGGGUAUCUGUAUCUGAGUUCUCAGA
Pseudonaja textilis is the source of this 2011-nucleotide messenger RNA. It is a transcript of the gene NXPH3, whose product is annotated as neurexophilin 3. The record is from RefSeq and is a predicted model, not a curated record. Gene Ontology annotation, molecular function: signaling receptor binding. NCBI's taxonomy places the organism in Eukaryota, Metazoa, Chordata, Lepidosauria, Squamata, Elapidae.